AUGACAAAACUAGCUAUUGUAUUUUUGCUGGUUGCUAUCGCUUUUGCGGCCGAAACUACGACUGAAACUGCCGCCCCGGACGAGAACCCCUUCCACGAGUUCCUCGACGUCACCAAGGAGUACCAGGAGCACAAAGCGGAAGUGGAGAAGGAGUGCUUGGAGAAGAAUACGAAAGAAAACUGCAAUAAGGCCUUCGCCAUCGUCGACGAGAUGAUCAAGCUGGUCAACGAGACGACGGACAUCUACCAAAAACUCAUCAAGCUCACCAAGGAACUUCAGAAU
Mesorhabditis spiculigera is the source of this 282-nucleotide messenger RNA. The record is from the annotation of a GenBank genome assembly. Lineage: Eukaryota; Metazoa; Nematoda; Chromadorea; Rhabditida; Rhabditidae.